CAUCCUGCUUAUGUAUAGCUAGACUAUCUUUCUUUGUCAGAACAAGUAAGUCAGAUAAACUCCUCCAGAGUGUAAGUUGAUGAGCUCCUCCUCUCCUCCGCCCCCGCGAGUCCCCUUAAAUUCCUCAUGCCUGGCAUCAGGUUCCCGGGGGAGAGGAGGCGGAGAGUUGGCCACCAACUCUGUAACACAAGUAACUAACAGUAAGCAGACAAGGUCGGUCUAACCGGGAAACAAGUCUGUUACCGAAACUUGAGAGAGGAGCGGCGCUCUGGCUCUAAUUAAGGCAGCACUGACCGGCUUUCGGCGGAAUGACAGGCCGGCGUGAACCAUGACCGCCGGGAAUCCGGUGCUGUCUUACACACAGUGAGUGAUAUCACAAGAGGAGCGGCCUGUGCCUGAGCACGUCACUGUGUUUAACCCCCGGCAGCAGAAGCAGCUACAGGUCUACUGUGAUGGCCUUCAGGCUGACUAGAGUCAUCGGCGGGCCGGAGCCCAACAGGUCCACCGUGAGCCGGGCCACGGCUAUAGCCGAGCAGCUGAGCCAGGAGUGCUCCAUCCUACUCGAGCUCUAUAGGAAGAAGGAAAGUCUCACCACAGAUGUUUUGAUGGAUGAUGGUCGUCUGGUGUCCGUCCCUCCUACUUCCUCCCAGCUGGACAUCAGGGACACGCUCUGGUGUCUCCACUCUGCUCUGCUACAGUGCCGCAGCUUGCUGGAGAGAGCCAUCGCCAGAGAGGAGGAGGAGCUGGGUGGUGGGAAGAAGGGCGAUUAUGAGACGCAGAGGAAAAUGGUGAAGGAGAGACUCUCCCUGCUCUUAAGCAAUGUAGGAGAACUCCUCAAAGCUGUAGAUGGUGCGCCGGUCCUGAGUCCCAGUUUGGAGGGACUGGAGUUAAACGGACCAACCAUUUUGUUUGAGCUGAAGCUUUGGGUUUAUCGGAUCUUCAAAGAGGUGGACUACUGGACCAAGACGACCAUUACCACCUUGCAAGGCCUACCUUCAGUGAUGGCCAAGGAGCACACGAGGACCGCGCGGGUCAGGAGCACGAGAAGCACUCGUAGAUGAGAGUGAUAUUUGAGAGACAAAAGGUUAAGCGAUGGAGAGGUAAGAGGUCGAAGGGAUUUAGGGUGAUCAAGAGAGAUGCACAGAUCUCCACUGACGCAGGGCGAUGUGUGUGUUAGGCUAUUUUUUAGGGCAUGAAGCCUCACCUACAGAAACUGUCUCUAACUACGUUCAUCAAAGCUUAUAACAACUAGUGUAUUUCACUCUAAGUCUAAUACAUCUAUGUAUUUAUUGAUAACAGUGGAGUAUCUUACUCAUAGAUACAGUUUCUUUCUUUCUCAUUGACAUGAAAACGUUUAACUCAGACUUGUGUGUUAAGUGAGUUAUUAAUUAUUCAGAUAAACAGCCAGGCUGCACUGCAGCUGGGAGAGGAAAUGAGCAAAUAUGAAUUUGUACAAUCGCCACACUGUAGCUAUGUAGUGUUUGGCUUCAAUCAUUCUACAUAGAUGGCAGGUUCAGUGUAUGAGGGAAAACAUAUGCAACAGCGCCAUCCAGUGUUUAUUUGUUGCUAUUGCAUAUAUUUAUUCCUUUUUCCCUCCUAUUUUGAUUUGCACUGGUAAUGCUGUUUAUGUCAGAACAUGCUGUAUUGUAUUGGUUUUAAUAUACUGUACGAGUCAUUUUGUUGGAAAUUAAUCCGCGUAAAGUAACGUGACAGAGUUUAGGUACAAGUGCAACAUCAGUGGUGCAAACUCAUGGACACAUAAAUAGGGAGUGUUGUGGAAAUAUUGUUUCCAUAGUAAAACUAAGCAAAGCAAAUGUGAUAGUAUGUCGUUUCUGAAACAAGAACAAAAGAUUUCAGGAAGACAUCAGGAAGCAGUGUGGGAUCAUGGGAAUUGUUCUCUCGUUUGGUUGCCCACCAGCAUUCGGCAAUGAAUGAAAAAACCCACAUAGAAUAAAACCGAAAAAUGUAAGACAACGCUCUGGCUAACUCACCCCGAUGUUUCAUAGGGUGUUUGACACUGAAGAUUUAACAGAGGUGGAAAUAUCAUGAAAAGGUAAACAACAUUAAACAGGGAAGAAAGAAAGAAAUUUUUUUUGCCAUGAUGAGAUUCAUCUCGAUAUGUGUACUUCAGUAUGUCGAGAUUAAACUCGAGAAUUAAGUUAGAAAGUUUAAUCUCAACAUGUCCAUCACAGAGAGCGACCGCUCCACCGAAGCUGCCACUGAAUCCAGAUUCAACAAAACGCCACACAGUGUGGUAAUUAGAUGUUGAAAAGGUUGUGCCCAAGAGUUCUGUCUGUUCAGAAGGAGAAAAAUCAUUCAACCUUGGAGCAAGUGGGCACAUUCUUGCUGAAAGAAAAAGCUGGAAAUGGGCAGAUGCAAGGACAUCGAUAUCGAUAUUGUGCAAUACAAAGAGAGGUUAUGUUGUAUCCCAAGAUACAAUUGAUUAAGUUGCUUGAUCCUGAGGGUGUGGAGCACAGGCGUGCACAGCGUCUGAGACGCACGCAUUACCACAGCAAAGGCCCCAGAAUACAGUUGGAUCAUCAUGUCGAGAUUUAACUUAAAUCUCGACAUGAUAUUCCAACUUUAUUCUCGAAGAUGUCAAGUUAAAUCUCGACAUGUCGAGAUUAAAGUAGACAUGUAGAGUUUAAUCUCGUUAUGGCAAAAACCUUUUUUUUUUUCGUCAUGCGUUGCCCUGACAUCUGACAGCUCAGUGAGAGCAACACAAAAACCACGUCCUUCAUCGCAAUAUGAGCAAAAGUUUGGAGACACACAUUUUAACUUGGUCCAAAUUCAGUCAACCUCAAAGUAAAUAUUUGUGUUUUUGUGAAACAUUAUUAACUUAAUUCAUCCUUCAGGCAGCUGCACUUUGCACUGCAACACACUGAAGUAGAGGAGUUGACCUGGAGUAGACUGGUUAAAGUGGGAUUGGGAAAUUGACCACCACCCCCGUUUCUUUCUUGCGCUGCUAAUUAAAUUAGCAUCAGCCAUAGAUUCGAAAAUGACUAAAAGCUUCUGGGCAAGAACGAGAUAAGAUACUGUGAAUGGUACAAUUUUAGUCCCUUUAAGACGACCAAUAAGCACAGAGCUGACAAACGUGGCAUUCUUUAGUAUGAGUGGAAUUUUUUGACUUAAGCUUUGUUUACAUUUCAUUUAUCUCCACUCAUCGGCCACCGUGUCUGAUACACAUGACACCUAAAUGUAAAGAGCCACGAGUGACACCUGGUGUGGUCUUCUGCUGCUGUAGCCCAUCUGCUUCAAUGUUCGACACAUUGUGAAAUCAGAGAUGAUCCUCCGCAUACCUUAGUUUUGACGUGUGGUCAUUUGAGUUACUGUCGUAUUUCUUUCAUCUCAAACCAGUCUGCUUGUUCUCCCCUAACGUCUGGCAUCAGUAAGGCAUUUUUUACCCAGAGAACUGCUGGUCACUGGAUGUCUUCUCUUUACACCCUAGAGAUGGUUGUGUGUGAAAAUCUCAGUAGAUCAGCAGUAGUUUAGACCCACUUUGCCUUGCAACAACAACUGUUUCAUGUUUAAAGUCACCUUUCCUUCCUGAUGCUCAGGGUUGUCUUGACCAUUUCUACAUACAGUUGCUGCUAUGUGAUAGGCUGAUAAGAUUUUUGCAAGCAGUUGACUAGGUGCACUUAAAGGUAGGGUUGGAGAAAACAGUUAGAGCAGUCUACAUUCUGAAUUCAAAAGUCCAAGUCCUUUUCUUCAGACUUCCCUCCGCAGCUAUGCCUCCAGAGCAGGGGAACACGGAUUCUCGAGCCCUGCGCAGCAUUGGUAACCUUCGGUACGUUUCGGUGGCGCUAACUUCUUUGGAUACGUUCAAUUGACAACGUGAUGCCGAAAAACAACAAAUACUCUCAAAAGAUCACAAAGACAUAAAGUUAACCUACCUGUCCAGUAGAAACGGGGCCACCAUGGCAUCACUUUGCAGCCCUUUCUGGGCUUUCAGUUGUCGCCACCAUUCUAACGCAGCACCGAUGUUCCCUCUGGUCUUGGAUCGCUCCACAUCAGCCUUUCUCUUGGCAGUAGCUUUCCC
Messenger RNA from Solea solea (common sole), 4039 nucleotides. It is a transcript of the gene cntf, whose product is annotated as ciliary neurotrophic factor. Gene Ontology annotation, biological process: ciliary neurotrophic factor-mediated signaling pathway; negative regulation of neuron apoptotic process. The transcript has 3 exons. The record is from RefSeq and is a predicted model, not a curated record. NCBI's taxonomy places the organism in Eukaryota, Metazoa, Chordata, Actinopteri, Pleuronectiformes, Soleidae. Gene Ontology annotation, molecular function: ciliary neurotrophic factor receptor binding. The coding region runs from base 453 to 1061 and encodes 202 amino acids.